Molecule: messenger RNA, 2216 nt
Organism: Panicum hallii
Lineage: Eukaryota; Viridiplantae; Streptophyta; Magnoliopsida; Poales; Poaceae
Product: probable E3 ubiquitin-protein ligase XBOS35
Exons: 12
Coding region: 555-2006 (483 amino acids)
Biological process (GO): protein targeting to chloroplast
Cellular component (GO): chloroplast outer membrane
Molecular function (GO): chloroplast targeting sequence receptor activity; protein binding
Source: RefSeq, a predicted model, not a curated record
AACUCGCCACGCACCAACCCCGCGCGCCGCGCCCUCUGCGGCUCCGCCCUCUCGCUGUCUGUCGCUGCAGCGGCGCUACAAGAAACGGCAGGAACCGCGCGCCGCAGCCGCAGCGAGCCCCAUGUGUUCGUGCUGAGGCUCGACAAUACUCUCCUCGCCCAGCCAGCCAGCCGGCUCCCCUCCCCCAUCACCUCGUGCUCUCCACUGCCGCAUGCGCUGCGCCCCUUGUCCUGGCCCCCCUCCUCCCACCACCUCGUUCUUUCCUCCCAUCCCGCCCUGUCUCGGCGCGAGACAGCGCCGGUCAGCUGACAGGGACAGCUAGAGCGCGCGGGCGGAGCCACCUGCGUUCCCUGAACACUUGUUGAUUUCUUGAUGAGUUGGCGUCGGCGGCGGCAAGGCGGAGGAGGGGAUUCGGCUUCCCCGGCACCGGCGGCCGCCUGAAGAUCCCUUACUUUUCUUCUCUGGUGGGCUCUCGCGAGGAAUUUAGCGGUAAUGCCUGCUUAAUUUCGGGUUAAAUGCGUUGAUCCGGGCUCGAUUUUCGUGAUACAAGCGCCAUGGGGCUCUUAGGUAUGAUGGGCGAUUCGUUCGGGUGCUCGGCUACCGGGGAGCGACUCGUUUCCGCCGCAAGGGAUGGAGACAUUCAAGAGGCUAGAGCCCUCUUGGAGCUCAACCCUCGCCUUGCCCGGUACUCGACAUUCGGGAUCCGGAACUCGCCACUCCAUUACUCGGCUGCGAAGGGCCACCAUGAGAUUGUCUCCCUCCUAAUCGAAUCCGGGGUCAAUAUCAACCUUAGAAAUUGCAGAGGACAGACUGCUUUGAUGCAAGCUUGUCUAUAUGGUCACUGGAAAGUUGUACAGAUUCUAGUUCUUUUCAAAGCUAAUAUUCAUAGGAGAGAUUGUUUUAGUGGCGCGACAGCUAUUCAUUUUGCCGCCCUGAAAGGUCAUACUCGGUGCAUUCGGCUUCUUGUGGCUGAUUACGUGCCUAGCUUGUCAGACUUUUGGAACGUUAUGCGUGGAAAGUCCAGAGAUGAAACAAAAAAGGAUGCCUUCGAUGCGGUAUCUCUCCGGAGGCUAAUUAAUGGAAAGUCAGAUGGCGGCGUCACCCCGCUUCACUUGGCAGCCCUUCAUGGCCAUGCUGAGAGUGUGCAGUUGCUAUUAGAUCUUGGAGCUUCCGUCUCUGAGGUCACAGUCAAUGAUGGUUCAACUAUUGACCUCAUUGGUUCAGGUAGCACUCCUCUCCAUUACGCGGCAUGUGGUGGAAGUGCUGUCUGCUGCCAACUUCUCAUUGCAGCAGGAGCGAACAUCGGAGCUGAAAAUGCUAAUGGGUUGACUCCUCGAGAUGUGGCUCGUUCGUGGCACAAAAAUAGUGUUGAAGGCAUCCUAAGCAAACAGCCAGAGGGCCGAAUACGCAUUCUUCCUUCACCAUAUCUGUGUCUACCACUAAUGAGCAUUGUCAAAAUCGCUCGUGAGUGCGGAUGGAGAAAGACUUCUGCCUCGUCCACAUGUCAGGAUCCAUGCGUCAUAUGCUUGGAGGUGGAAUGCACGGUAGCUGCAGAAGGCUGCGGCCAUGAGUUCUGCACCAAAUGCGCACUGUAUUUGUGCUCGACCACAAGCAGCUCAACAUCCAUCCGUGGCGUUCCCGGCUCCAUAUCAUGCCCUUUGUGCCGUCAUGCCAUUGUCUCUUUCAUGAAGCUCACGAGUACCACCCCAAUAAAGGAGCUUCCAUGGACAAGCACAUCGCUAGCUCUAUGUGCAGCAGGCGCAAGCACUGGUUCCAAUCAUGCCAGCUCCUUGCAUCGUCGGCCAGACAGGCAUCGAUUGCGCUCCUCCUCGGUUCAGUUGGGAUGCUCCUCUUUUAGAUCCAUUGGCUCUGGGAAACUGUCGUCAUUGAAGUUGAACUGCACAGGAGCUGAAGAGGCGGUGCCUUGCCUCAUCAGUUGUCUCAGGCCAGAUGUGCAGCGGUCGUCAUCGUACAGGGAAAGAAUUAGGAGAUAUUCAGAGUUUUGAUAGCAGCCCUCCGUUGGUUCUCUGCCUCCCUUCCUGCGAGUUUUCGGGGUUUGGCAGUUCAAACUUGUUUAGUGUCUGUCCAUGUUUCUCUUUGCUUCUGUGUUUCUUGUCAUGUAAUAUGCAUGCAGUCCUCGUGGAGAAGAACUGUUUGUGUACAUGACUCGUUCGUCUACUUAUAUGUGAAGUAUAUACCAUCUGCGUUUUACAAAA